This is a messenger RNA of Ochotona curzoniae (black-lipped pika), 717 nucleotides long. It is a transcript of the gene EIF4E1B, whose product is annotated as eukaryotic translation initiation factor 4E family member 1B. Gene Ontology annotation, cellular component: cytoplasm; eukaryotic translation initiation factor 4F complex. Gene Ontology annotation, biological process: translational initiation. Bases 1 to 717 code for a protein of 238 amino acids. Lineage: Eukaryota; Metazoa; Chordata; Mammalia; Lagomorpha; Ochotonidae. The record is from RefSeq and is a predicted model, not a curated record. Gene Ontology annotation, molecular function: RNA 7-methylguanosine cap binding; translation initiation factor activity. The transcript is spliced from 7 exons.
AUGGCUACAACGGGUUCUGUUCAUGAAGCAGAGAGACAGGUGCAAGAGGAGGAAGAGGAGGCGGUGCUGGGGGCGUCUGCCGGAGAUCAGAAGCUGGACUCGCCCAGGACUCCGGGAGCUCUGAGGAGGAAGGUCUGGGAUGAGGACCCCAGGACAGCGCAUCUCAAGUUGCACCCCCUGCAGAACAGGUGGGCUCUGUGGUUCUUCAAGAAUGACCGCAGCCGGGCCUGGCAUGACAACCUGCAACUGGUCACCAAGGUGGACACUGUGGAGGACUUCUGGGCGAUGUACAAUCACAUCCAGCUAGCCAGCAAGCUCUCCAGUGGCUGUGACUAUGCACUGUUCAAGGAUGGCAUCGAGCCCAUGUGGGAAGACAGCCGGAACAAGCGGGGUGGCCGCUGGCUGAUGAGCCUGGCCAAGCAACAGCGCCACAGCGAGCUGGACAGACUGUGGCUGGAGACGCUGCUGUGUCUGAUCGGGGAGAGCUUUGAAGAGCACAGCCGGGAGGUGUGUGGAGCCGUGCUUAACAUCCGCACCAAAGGGGACAAGAUUGCUGUGUGGACCCGGGAGGCUGAGAACCAGGCAGGCGUGCUGCACAUCGGGCGGGUGUACAAGGAACGCCUGGGGCUCUCCGCUAAGACCAUCAUCGGCUACCAGGCGCAUGCUGACACGGCCACCAAGAGCAACUCGCUGGCCAAGAACAAGUUUGUGGUGUGA